AUGAGCCCAAGGUGGCCGCCUAUUGCACGGUUCGCGGAGCCUCUCGCGUUGACAUCAGUCUUUCCCUACCUCCCAGAGAUGAUUAGGAGUUUCGGCGUUGCACAAAACGAUGUCGCAAAAUGGGCCGGUUACACGUCCGCCGUCUUCUCCCUUUCUCAGAGCGUGACCGCCGUUGCGUGGGGACGAGCCUCCGACCGGGUCGGGAGGAAACCGACCAUCAUUGUCGGUCUUAUCUCGACCAUGGUGUUCUUCGUCGUCUGGGGUAUGUCCACCAGCCUACCGAUGGCCAUCGUCGUGCGAGCCAUCCUGGGCAGCGGAAACGGAAACGUUGGAAUCAUCAGGACCAUGGUUGCUGAAAUGGUCCCCGAGAAGGAAUUGCAACCCCGGGCGUUCUCCAUCAUGCCCCUGAUCUGGUCCGUCGGCUCCAUCUUCGGCCCAGCCUUUGGCGGUUUCUUCGCCAACCCCGCCCGCCGUUUCCCCUCGGUGUUUGGCGACAGCUGGUUCUUCAACGCGUACCCGUUCGCUCUGCCCAACUUCAUCGCCGCCGUCUUCUUCCUCAUCUCCGUCGCCACCGCCACCCUCUUCCUGAAGGAGACGCUCGAAAGCAAGCGUCACAAGCCCGACUGGGGCCUCGUCCUCGGCCAUCGCCUCACCCGGCCCUUCCGCCGCUCCCGCCCUCCCACCUACCACCGUCCCAACGUCCGACGCACCUCCUUUGUCGACGGCGAGGCCACCGCGCCCUUGGUCCCCACCAAGGUGAACUCCCACACCAAGGACCCCAAGCAGCCCACGGAGGCGCCGAGCAUGAAGGAGGUCUUCACCGCGCAGACGAGCAUCAACCUGCUCUGCUACACCUUCCUCGCCCUGCACUCCGUGGCCUUUGACCAGAUCCUUCCGGUCUUCCUCAACUAUCCCGUGCAGGCCCACACGCCCGACAACACCCACCUGCCUUUCCAGUUCUCCGGCGGCUUCGGUCUCAGCUCGGACCGCAUUGGCACCAUCUUCACCAUCUACGGCAUCACCUGCGGCGUAAUCCAGUUUUUUGUUUUCCCUCCUCUGUGCAAUCACUUUGGUGUCCUGCGCUGCUUCCGCGCUUGCGCCAUCACCUUCCCCGUCGUCUACAUGCUCACCCCCUACGUGGUCCUCUUCGAGAGCAGCACCGGCCGCUACGCCGCUCUCAUGGCCGUCAUGUUCGUCAAGGCCUUCGCCGUCAUCGUCGGCUUCCCCUGCAUGACGAUCCUGCUCACCAACUCGGCCUCGUCGCUGCGCAUCCUCGGCACCCUCAACGGCUUCGCCACCAUGUUCAGCGGCUUCGGCCGCGCCUUCGGGCCCGCGACCGCCGGCGCCGCCUUCAGCUGGGGCGUCGCCCGGGGCUACAUCAUCGUCGCGUACUGGUUCCUCGCGCUGACGGCGCUGCUCGGCGCCAUCCCCAUCUACAUGCUCUUCGACUACGACGCUCUGACGCAGACGCCCGACGCGAGCGAUGACGACGAGGCGGAGGAGGACGAGAGCGUCAGCGACGAGGGAUACGCCAGCGAGGGCAGCGGUGUCGUCGCCUCCGGCAGCGGCCAGGCCGCGCCGACGGAGACGGCGCCACUGCUGGGCGCGAAGAACGGGCCGGAGGGGUACGACGCCGUCAGCCCUUCCCGUUCGUAG
Messenger RNA from Colletotrichum graminicola M1.001, 1656 nucleotides. Its product is annotated as major facilitator superfamily transporter. The transcript has 4 exons. The record is from RefSeq and is a predicted model, not a curated record. Gene Ontology annotation, molecular function: transmembrane transporter activity. Gene Ontology annotation, biological process: transmembrane transport. Lineage: Eukaryota; Fungi; Ascomycota; Sordariomycetes; Glomerellales; Glomerellaceae. The coding region runs from base 1 to 1656 and encodes 551 amino acids.